CUCAUUCUCGUUUGGGAUUGAGAGGCAAGUAGCAUUACGCUACCAGUUCAGUCAGUUGUUAUUUGACGGACCGUGUGAUUGCCGUCUGUUGAUUAUUUGAACAUGUAUUUUUCAAACUUUCUUUAACACGCGUGACGUAGAUAGCUUUUAAUAUAAUAUUAUAAACAUAUUGAUUUUUUCAAAAUUAUAUCUAAUCGUAAAUUAUUAAUUUACAUUUUCCUUCUUAUUAGCCUUAUAGGCACCAUCAUGGGCUUUUUAAAAAUAAUAUCGAUCCAUAUCACCGGUUGAUAAACUUUUCGCUCUAUAAUUCCAUCUACUAAAAGAUAUGAGCGACAUGACAAACGAUAUGAACGACAUGGAUGAUAUUGACGAUACUGAUGCAGAAGAUGAGUUUGAAGAUGCAUUGGAAGUUAUUCCAGCGCACUGUACAAUGGAUCUUAAUACAGCCCUGGAUGAUUCAAAAAUAGCAAUUCAUUUUUUCUUUAACAACAAAUUUGAUGAUGCUCAAAAUAUUUUACAACCAUGGGUGGGCACAAGUCUAUAUCACACAAUGGGAACAUCAAUAUUUCAGUUCCUUGAGGCUAUACUUACUUUUCAGCCGUCGAGUAUACAAAAAGCAUCUACGUCAUUGAAAAGAAGUAUACGCUUGUGUAACUUAUACCGGAAGAAGAAUACAUUAACGCAGUCCAUUGGAAAUAUGAUGAAGAAACCUAAUUAUGAUUCAUAUACCCCAGAUGAAAUACAUGCGGAGUUAUGUUAUGCAGAGGCAUUGUUGCUCAAAGCAUUAUUAACAUUUAUUGAAGAUGAAACGCUAGUCAGCUUUUUACGAGCCGGAAUAAAAAUACGCUCAUGUUUUAAUUCAUAUAAAGAGUGCAAUAAUAUUCUGGUUUCUCGAUCUUGGAUAGAAGAAGAAAAUUCCUAUAAAGUUCAUUUUGAGAGCGGUGUACGACUUGGAAUCGGCGCCUUUAACUUGAUGAUCUCAUUGCUUCCAUCAAAAAUAAUCAAACUACUAGAAUUCAUAGGAUUUUCUGGAAGCAAACAUCUUGGACUAAACGAGUUGCAUUUAGGCAAUCAGCUGCAAAACGGAGUUCGCCAUGUUUUAUGUGUAAUGACUUUGCUCGCCUAUAAUCUAGUGAUAGUUUAUGUAUUCACCCAAGAGGAUGGUGAUUUAGAAUUUUGCGAUGUGGCUUUAAAACAACAACUCGCAAUAUACCCUAAUGGUGCAUUGUUCUUAUAUUUCAAAGGACGAUUAGAAUUUAUGCGAGGUAAUACUGAAGAAGCAGCCAAAUGGUAUACUUCAUCAGUACAAUCACAGAUUGCAUGGAAACAGUUCCAUCACAUUUGUUAUUGGGAAAUGGUUUGGGCAUACAGUGUGGCAUUAGAUUGGAAACGUGCGGAAAUGUAUGCGUGUAAAUUAAUGGAAGAAAGCAAAUGGUCGCGUACCAUCUAUAAUUACCAGCGUGCGUGUAUUAUGCUUAUGCGUGGACAUAGCAACUUGUCUCGUGAUGACCUAAAUACUAUCAAUCAAUUGAUGCUAGAUGUGCCAAAAUAUAAACAAAGAAUUGCGGGUAAAUCAAUUCCAAUGGAGAAAUUUUCAGUUAAGAAAUCACAAAGAUAUAUUAAUCAAAACAACAGAUUAUUUUUACCAGCAGUUGAGCUGAUGUACCUUUGGAAUCUAUUCAAAGUGUUCAGUAAAAAGAAAUCACUAUGCGAAAAUUUGUUUAGACUCAUUGACAAACAUACUAAAGAUCUUGAAAAAAAUCCUGGACAAUAUGGUAGUGAAUAUGAAUUUGAUAACAAAGCUCUUGGUCAACUACUUAAAGGGACAUGUCUACGCAUAAUGAAUACCCCUUUACUUGCUGAAGAAUGUUUAAAAAAUGUAAUCUCUUUGGAAAAGAAAAUUAAAGAGGAUAGAUUUUUAGUGCCGUACGCUCACGUAGAACUAGCUUUUCUUUAUAAAAAUAAAGGGCAAUUAGAUAAAGCUGCUUGGUUCCUUGAAUCAGCGAAAAAAAAUUAUUCAGGAUAUUCUUUAGAAACAAGACUGCAUUUUCAAAUACAUUGUGCGUGGUCUACAUUAAAUGAAAGUAAACCUGAGGGUAAUUUGAAAGCUAAUGAAACUGAAUGUGAUAGGUAUUGAAAUCUAAUAGUAUUCCUUAACUGUUGAUUAAUUGCUAUUUAUUGUUAUAUUGUUUUAAUUGUAAAUCCUUUAUAAAAUUUCUCUUAAAAUUAUUGAAAUAAUUAAAAAUGUUUAAUAAAACAUUUUUGUUGUACUUAAUAAUAUAGCAUUAUUAUGCAAAAAAAAAUACUGUACGAACAAAUUAUCAAGCAUAUUUAUACACAAACAUUAAUUUGUUACAAUGUUGUGAUGAUAAUAAUAUAGUGUGUGAUAUUAAGUGAGAAAUCUCAACUAUUAUAUUAAAUUGAUAAUAUUAUAGCUCGUAAAAUUUAUUCAUAAAAUUUAAUGCAUACAAAAGUCAUUAAAAUUAAUGAAUAUGAAUAGUUUAUAGCAUAAAGUCAUUUAUAUAUUGUUUAAACUGUCUGAAACCGUUAGUUUUAAGAAAAAAAAAACAGUUAUACUUUAUUAUCGUUAUGUGUUAUAUGUUUUAAAAUUUUUUUAAUUAUUAUGUUUAUCCUUUUAAUUUUUAAGAAGUUAGUCACCAAAUAAUUUGCGAACCAAUAUUUUUGUACCAAUGUAUUUUAACAUUUUUUUAGUAAAAUUUUUAGUAGCCGUGAGAUACCUUAUUAAAAUUUAUUUGUUCAACACUCCAUAAAAAAAUUAUAAUUUUUUAUGUUAUAAUACAUUCCUGAUUAAAUAUUGUUUAA
Daktulosphaira vitifoliae (grape phylloxera) is the source of this 2823-nucleotide messenger RNA. RefSeq names its product tetratricopeptide repeat protein 39B-like. The coding region runs from base 326 to 2137 and encodes 603 amino acids. Gene Ontology annotation, molecular function: protein binding. The record is from RefSeq and is a predicted model, not a curated record. Lineage: Eukaryota; Metazoa; Arthropoda; Insecta; Hemiptera; Phylloxeridae. The transcript has 14 exons.